This is a messenger RNA of Dioscorea cayenensis subsp. rotundata (Guinea yam), 945 nucleotides long. RefSeq names its product malignant T-cell-amplified sequence 1 homolog. Gene Ontology annotation, molecular function: RNA binding. Bases 134 to 679 code for a protein of 181 amino acids. The transcript has 9 exons. Lineage: Eukaryota; Viridiplantae; Streptophyta; Magnoliopsida; Dioscoreales; Dioscoreaceae. The record is from RefSeq and is a predicted model, not a curated record. Gene Ontology annotation, biological process: formation of translation preinitiation complex.
AUCUCGGGUUUGUUGCCUCGUGAUUCGCAACAAAAGAUCAGCGAAACCUCCAACUUCGCCAUCUCGCCACUGAGACGAGACGAUUCCCAGUUCCCACUCUCCAAGCCCUCGAUCUCCUCCACCCUCCUCCGAGAUGUUCAAGAAGUUUUCCUUUGAAGACAUUUCUGCGCAAAAUCAAGUUAAAACAUCAGUCCAGAGGAAGAUCCGUCAAAGCAUUGCUGAAGAGUACCCAGGACUUGAACCUUUGAUGGAAGACUUACUUCCAAAGAAGUCGCCCUUACUUGUUGCGAAAUGCCAAAAUCAUCUAAAUCUUGUUGUGGUGAACAAUGUUCCGCUAUUUUUCAAUGUUCGUGAUGGUCCUUACAUGCCGACACUUAGGCUUCUUCAUCAGUAUCCUGAUAUAAUGAAGAAGUUCCAAGUGGAUAGAGGUGCAAUCAAGUUUGUCCUUGCUGGUGCAAACAUAAUGUGCCCUGGCCUUACAUCUCCUGGUGGUGCUAUGGAUGACGAAGUAUCAGAAGAAACCCCUGUGGCUGUAAUGGCUGAAGGAAAACAACAUGCCCUGGCUAUUGGGUUCACCAAACUGUCAGCUAAAGACAUAAGGGCUGUCAAUAAGGGGAUUGGUGUUGAUAACAUGCACUAUCUUAAUGAUGGCCUUUGGAAGAUGGAACGACUGGAAUGAAUUGAAUGUAACAGAGACGAUUUGGUGCCUACAGAAGACUCCUGCAGGUGUCAAUAUUUACCCACUCUCUCUCAGCAAUGGCAAAUGAAGACUAUAGGAUUUUGCUAUGACUGAAUAGUAAGUAUAAUGACAAGCUUGAUAAUGUGCUGUAAUUGUCUGAUCUUGGAGGUGAAAACAGUUAAAAUUUAUGCUGACUUAAUAACUUUUGCAAAAGGGUACCUUUUUGCUAUAUAUUUUCUAUAAAGAUCUUUGACUAUUUGUGAAUU